Molecule: messenger RNA, 1536 nt
Organism: Centropristis striata (black sea bass)
Lineage: Eukaryota; Metazoa; Chordata; Actinopteri; Perciformes; Serranidae
Gene: kazald3
Product: Kazal-type serine peptidase inhibitor domain 3
Exons: 4
Coding region: 331-1257 (308 amino acids)
Biological process (GO): regulation of signal transduction; regulation of cell growth
Cellular component (GO): extracellular region
Molecular function (GO): insulin-like growth factor binding
Source: RefSeq, a predicted model, not a curated record
GGAUUGAUGGUGUUGUCUCGCGGCUGUGUGCGGAGCAGCGCGAGCAGCUCAGCAGUUUAAAUUCAGAUUCAGAUUUUAAACUUGAAAUAAAAACUUUUUUAUUAGUUUUUAACUGCAGAAAGAGAAAAGUUGUAUUUUGCUGGAACUCUUCCGGCUCUUUCCCAGUUUUCUCCCGGUUUUCCCGGACUGUUCCCGGUGUCCGGGUCCAGAGGAAUGUGAGUUUGCUGUCAGUCUGAUUUACGGUUCUGGUUCUAUCGCUUUAAACCGGACUGAGAACCGGGCCGAGCCGGCCUCACCUGUCCGGUCCCGGUGCCGGUGGACCGGGUCAACAUGCCGGGACUGAGCGGUCUGGUCCUGCUGGGUCUCAGUCUGACCCUCCACACAUGCCGGGGCUUCCCCAACCAGCUGCCCGGACCCUCCUCCCUCCCGGACCCGCUGCUGGAUUACGACCGGCUAGAUGAGGAUCUGGGCGGUGGCGGGGGGCGGAACGGGACCGGUUGCGGGCCCUGCGAGCCAGACCUGUGCCCGGAGACCCGGGGCUGCCGGGCCGGGCUGGUGCCGGACCCCUGCGGCUGCUGCCAGGAGUGCGGGAACCUAGAGGGUCAGGCCUGUGACCCGGGGCCCCGCAGCGUCUUCUACGGGCUCUGCGGGACUGGGUUGCGGUGCCAGGCUGACCCGAGGCCCGCAGGAGGACCCGGACCCGGAGAGGAGGAGGACGACGAGGAGGAGGUGUGUGUGUGUGAGGACCAGGACCCGGUCUGUGGAUCUGAUGGAGUCACCUACAUCAACAUGUGUCAGUUCAGAGAGACCGCCUUCUCCAGACCAGGACUCAAAACCCGGGGACAGGGACCCUGCAGGACCGUCCCCAUCAUUAAGGUGCCCCCCCUCAGCCAGGUGAACGGGUCCGGCAGCAGCCUGGCGUUCCUCUGCGAGGUCUUUGCGUUCCCCAUGGCGCUGGUGGAGUGGACGAAGGACGGGCGGGACGUCGUCCUGCCGGGAGACGACCCCCACAUCUCCGUCCAGUCUCGUGGCGGUCCUCUGAAGUUUGAGCUGUCCAGUUGGCUUCAGAUUGAGGGCGCAGCGCCGGAGGACUCGGGGACGUAUCGCUGUGUGGCUCGUAACACCGUCGGCUCAGCGUCUGCCUCCGCCAUCCUCGGAGUCCUCGGAGCAGAGGAGCUGUCGUCCUACCUGGCUAACAGUGUGUCAGAGAUGAAGCAGCUGAUGGAUGCCUCAGACUACGACCAGGACUUCUACUGAACCUGUGAUGUCACUUCCUGUCGUCUCUGGCGGACAACAGAGACUAUUAUUAUUAUUAUUAUUAUUAUUAUUAUUAUUAUUAUUGAUUAAUACUACUAUUAUUUGUGUUAUUGUUGUUGUUGUUGUUGUUGUUGUUGUUGUUAUUAUCUCAGUGUAACCUCCCUGUGACAUCACAUUGGGCGGAGCUCAGCAUGUUGAACGUGUCGUUGAGUCCCAGCUGUCAAUCAUAUCAAACUUUAUUAUUAAUAAAAGACAAAACAACAAACUGGAGCUGUUUAU